Messenger RNA from Hymenoscyphus albidus, 416 nucleotides. The record is from the annotation of a GenBank genome assembly. Lineage: Eukaryota; Fungi; Ascomycota; Leotiomycetes; Helotiales; Helotiaceae.
AUGAACCUCCCCACCCUGCUCACAAUCCUCACCCUCUUCCUCUUCCUCACCCAAACACUCGCAGCAACUUGCGACCAAGCAAUCUGCGACACAAGAUGCAACAAAGCAGUAUGUCCCUUUUCCCCAUUCCCUUUCCCAUUCCUUUUCCCUUUCCUCUCCCCCCAGCCCAACCCAACCCAACCCAACACACCUACAUCCCAAAAAACCCCAACUAACACCAAAAACAGGGCGUCCUCCUCUCAUAUUGCAACAAAUCCAACCUGGCAAACUGUAUCUGCAAUCGCCCAGGCGACCCGGGGUACGGGUUAGGACCGCAGCCGAGGCCGACUGCGACGGCGAGGGCUAGGGCGAGUUCUUCUGGGAAGCCGAGAGGGACGCCGACACCAACGCCGACGCCGGGGCCAGGGGGGAGAUAG